CAUGCAAUCCUCACACGACAGACGUCUAUCUCUAAUACAAUAUCACUAGCUUUCUAUCUUUUCUCAAUUACCAUUUCCAAAUCCCUCUUUCGGUUUUGGAAAAAAAAAAAAGAUAUGAAGUCCUUAAGUAUAGCCAACCUCUCUCUUUUACUGCUUUGUAUUGGAGCCACACACCAAACUCCAUGGCCUUUCACUCUACUAUUUCCCUUUUUGUUUCUCUUAGCUAUCCUUCUGAACUAUUGGCUUGUCCCUGGAGGCUUUGCAUGGAGAAACCAUAACCAAAACUCUCCCAAACUGAAUGGUCCAAGUGGCUGGCCUAUACUGGGCACUUUACCUGACCAAAUGGGUGCUCUUGCUCAUCGCAAACUAGCUGCCAUGGCUUCAUCAUAUGGCGCAACUAGGCUCAUGGCAUUUAGUCUUGGAACCACACGUGCAAUCAUAAGCAGCGAUCCUGAUACUGCUAAGGAAAUCCUAUGUGGGUCUUCCUUUUCAGACCGACCUGUAAAAGUUUCAGCUCGUUUGCUAAUGUUUGAGCGUGCCAUUGGGUUCGCUCCCUACGAUAACUACUGGCGCCACCUUCGUAGACUUGCUGCAAAUUACAUGUUCUCACCUAGGAGAAUUUCGAGCCUAGAGGGACUGAGGCAACGUGUGGCUAAUGAAAUGUUGGGGGGAGUGUUGAAGGAGAUGAAAUUGAGAGGGGUUGUGGAAUUGAGAGGCAUAUUGCAAAAGGGUUCUCUAAGUAACAUAUUAGAGAGUGUGUUUGGAAGUUGUGUGGAGCUAGAAAGAGAGGAGUUGGGUGAUAUGGUUAGAGAAGGGUAUGAUCUUAUUGCAAAAUACAAUUGGGAGGACUAUUUUCCACUAAGGUUUUUGGACUUUUCUGGGGUGAAGAGAAGGUGUCAUAGAUUGGCUGGUCAGGUUAAUAGUGUUGUGGGGAAGAUGAUUAAAGAGAGAAAAAGAGCUGGAGAGUUCAGUAGUGGUAAUGAUUUGCUUAGUUCUUUGUUGUCUUUGCCUAUGGAGGAUCAACUCAGUGACUCAGACAUGGUUGCUGUCUUGUGGGAAAUGAUUUUUAGAGGAACUGAUACUGUUGCUAUACUUCUGGAGUGGAUUAUGGCAAGGAUGGUUUUGCACCAAGACAUUCAGGCAAAAGCACAGCAUGAGCUUGACACGUGCGUUGGAAAUCACAGGCACGUGCAAGACUCUGACAUACAAAAUCUACCUUACCUCCAAGCCAUAGUGAAGGAAGUUCUUCGUAUGCACCCUCCGGGCCCAUUACUCUCGUGGGCCCGCCUUGCUGUCCAUGAUGUCCACGUUGGAAAGGUCUUUGUGCCAGCUGGCACAACAGCAAUGGUCAACAUGUGGGCCAUAACCCAUGACUCAACUAUUUGGAAGGACCCAUGGGCCUUCAAGCCCGAAAGGUUUAUUGAAGAGGAUGUGUCUAUUAUGGGCUCUGAUUUGAGGCUUGCACCAUUUGGGUCUGGCCGCAGGGCAUGCCCUGGCAAGGCAUUAGGCUUAGCCACGGUGCACUUGUGGCUUGGAAGGCUUCUCCACCAAUAUAGGUGGCUUCCGGCACAGCCGGUUGAUCUUUCUGAAUGCUUGAACCUCUCUCUCGAAAUGAAGAAGCCGCUGGCGUGUCGCGUGGUUCAUCGGUGUGUGGGAUUAUGAGCUCAUGAAGCUAGUGAAUGUAAUUUGAACUUUGUACAUUUAAAAAAAAAAAGGUGUGAUUAAGUAUGUAGUAUGUCCAAUAUUUGUGUGUCUUGAGUUAAGUUUUUGGGGGGCACUGAACUGAACCUACAAACCUCAAAAAAAAAAAAAAAAUGUAAUGUAAGUUCAGUAGUGUCCCGUGGACAUUGUAAGCUUUUGUUGAAUUACUUAAUGAAGUUGCUUGAGUUUAUGUA
This is a messenger RNA of Quercus robur (English oak), 1895 nucleotides long. RefSeq names its product cytochrome P450 78A5-like. The record is from RefSeq and is a predicted model, not a curated record. The transcript has 2 exons. Lineage: Eukaryota; Viridiplantae; Streptophyta; Magnoliopsida; Fagales; Fagaceae. The coding region runs from base 115 to 1662 and encodes 515 amino acids. Gene Ontology annotation, molecular function: oxidoreductase activity, acting on paired donors, with incorporation or reduction of molecular oxygen; iron ion binding; monooxygenase activity.